ACGAUGAAAGGUAAAAUUGAUCUGGGCGGGAUUUGAACGCAGAAUGAGUUGGAAUAUAUGCCUCCUGAAGUAUGACAGGCUAACAAUCCCAUCAGCAUGACGCCUACUAACAUUAAUUGUUUCUUAUCAACUUUAAUUAUUUAACACUAAUUACUAAUUAUUCUCUCAAAUGUAAUGUAUUGUCACUCCCUGUGUAUCCGGUAUGUUUGCACAGAGAAAAAUUUGGAAAUUAUAAUCUUUUAAUGAUACUGUUGCUGAUGUUGUUAUUAUCUCAAUCAUCAUCUGACUGAAGUUAUUCUUAUCUGCAGUAUCGAUAUUUCAAUCUCGACUAAAUUUAUUACCAAAAGUCACUAUGGAACAAUUCUUAAUGGCAUUUAUCCUGACACUGUUGUUUAUUCACAAUUUUGCCAAGUGUCCUGAACCUAAAUAUUUUGAAUCUUAUUAUCUUUAUGGCACAAAAUGUUGUAAUGCGAGUUUGGAUGUCUUCAAGCCUUUUCCUAACGAAAAGUACCCAGAAAAGCCAAAGUCUUUUCAACUAACAGAUUUCCUGCAAAACAAAGCAAAAGGAAUAAAGGCUGUGUGGAAUGCAAGUUUAACCCAUUUAAAAGGAUUUAAAAUUGAAUAUGAUUUUGAUGACAAAAUCUGUAGAAUUUUGGACGUUACUGCAUUUCUAAAGAAAAAAUCCAUUAGUAAUCAUCACUUUGAAUUUAAUAUACAUCCUGUAAGAAAAAAUAAAGAAAUAUUGGUUCGUCUUUAUCCGUUGCCGGAAUCUGGAAACAGUUAUCUAACUGCUAAAGUUGAUACAUUCAGUAAGGAACCUGAAAUUAUUAUUUAUUUAAAAUCUUGGAGGAAACUAGUGGUGGUGGUGUAUAUUGUGUUAGUUCUUUUGGUUUUUAUCAGUUGAAGAUAUACAAAAGAUUUCCAGGAAGAGAAGGAAACAUCUAGUAUUGAAAGUUUGAAAGUAAGCUUGGUAAAAGACUAAAGUUUUAGCAAGUAGGAAAGACAGACUCUGAUACCAUCAGGAAAAUGACUGUAUUUGAUAUGCAAAAAAGGAAUCAGUAGAAAUUUCAUAUAACACACUCAAUGUAAAUUACGGACAUAAAACAGGUGUAGUGUGGUUACUGGCUUGCAGAAAAGGUAGAUUUGGUUUGCACAGGAGAAGUCGGCAGUUAGAACUUAUGUAAAAUAAUGUCUUUUAAAUGCUCAGAAAACCUCUUAGUUGAUAGUUAUUGUUACCUGGUUGAGCUAAUUUACUGUGUGAGUGUUCCAAAAGCAUAGAAGCUGUAGGAAGAAUAAGGUGGUAAACGUUGUCAUUGAUGAUAAUGUUGAAAUGGAAGGUUAAAAACUAUUUGUUAUUUCUGUGUUUUAAUAUUGAUUUGUAAUUUGACUACAUAUGUAGCCAGUAUUCAAAUUUUGCCAUAAAGUUUGUAAGGCGUAGGAGUGGCUGUGUGGUAAGUAGCUUGCUUACCAACCAAGUUCAGUCCCACUGCAUGGGACCCUGGGCAAGUGUCUUCUUCUAUAGCCUGAGGUCGACCUAAGCCUUGUGAGUGGAUUUGGUAGACGGAAACUGAAAAG
Messenger RNA from Octopus bimaculoides (California two-spot octopus), 1575 nucleotides. RefSeq lists its product as uncharacterized. Lineage: Eukaryota; Metazoa; Mollusca; Cephalopoda; Octopoda; Octopodidae. Gene Ontology annotation, molecular function: interleukin-17 receptor activity. The record is from RefSeq and is a predicted model, not a curated record.